Rhincodon typus (whale shark) is the source of this 1089-nucleotide messenger RNA. RefSeq names its product ependymin-like 2 (gene epdl2). Gene Ontology annotation, cellular component: lysosome; extracellular region. Gene Ontology annotation, molecular function: calcium ion binding. The record is from RefSeq and is a predicted model, not a curated record. The coding region runs from base 414 to 1007 and encodes 197 amino acids. The transcript has 7 exons. Lineage: Eukaryota; Metazoa; Chordata; Chondrichthyes; Orectolobiformes; Rhincodontidae. Gene Ontology annotation, biological process: cell-matrix adhesion.
CAGCUUUCCACUGCAUGUUUACAUAAUCCGAAGUGAUAUGAGGUCUUUGUGUUAAGCCUCGUGCUACACGUUAUCCUGUAAACUGUUUAAGAGGAAGUUACCAAGAUUAAAUUUUCAGCAGUUUUUUUCCCCAGCCUUGAACUUUGUUUUCCCCCAAGACUCAUUCAAUGGUCAUGGGUGAGGUGACAGUGUGAUAUCAAGUUUGCCCUCCCUCAUGAAGCAUCCUCCUACUUAAUUGGUUGUCUCUGUAUCCAAUUGCAUAACUUGUAGCAUCAGGUGAUGUUCUCGUCCCAUGCCGAGGAUGUAUAAAAUCGUUACAAUUUGAGCAGGACUCUGACAUCUCAACGUCAUUAGAUUGUUCUCAUCACAGCUGUAGGGAGUGAUUUGAAAUUCCGAUACCAAGAGGCAACACCAUGAAGCUGCUGGCUGCUCUGGCUAUCUGCUCCUCAUUCUUCCUGGUGACUGCCAGAAAUAAGCCUCAACCUUGUGUUGGACCAAAGCUUCUGGAAGGUCGAAUGGCUACUUUCAACCCGAGCAAGCAGUAUGAGGUGUGGUCCAAGUUCUCCUUUGACGGGAUAGGAAAGAGGAUAUAUGCUGAAAAUUUGGUGGUGAUGGACAAAGGCAUUAAAGUCUUUGUGUGGGAUUUCUUCCUGUUCAAAGAGAACGUUAUGUACCAAUUCUACCCCCAAAAUAAGACGUGUGUGAAGAAUCCUCUUCGUGUUCCAUUCCUGCCCAUUGCAAUUCCCCAAAAUGCAACAUUUGUUACUCAGCUGUACAUUGGAGGCUCCUCUGCUCCGGGAGAGGGGAUGCUGGCCAAUGUUUGGAGCGGUGAAGUUGGCACUGUGCACUACAUGUUGACGUUCACAGAGGUUGGCUGUCUCCCUGUAUCGGAGCUGUAUUACAUCAAGGAGACCGGCUGGGUCACUGAGAUGUUCUAUGACUUAACCACAGGAAUCCAUAAUCCCACUGUAUUUAUACCUCCUGCGGAGUGCUCUCACCUAAACUGAAUAAGUGAGAAUAUUUGCUCUCGAACCUGAUACAAUAGAAAAAUUUAUCUGAAAAACUGGAAUAAAGAACAAUUGGCCUGUC